Schistocerca serialis cubense is the source of this 426-nucleotide messenger RNA. Its product is annotated as collagenase-like. The record is from RefSeq and is a predicted model, not a curated record. Gene Ontology annotation, molecular function: serine-type endopeptidase activity. Lineage: Eukaryota; Metazoa; Arthropoda; Insecta; Orthoptera; Acrididae. Bases 1 to 426 code for a protein of 141 amino acids. The transcript has 4 exons. Gene Ontology annotation, biological process: proteolysis.
AUGGUUUGCACUUAUUUAGGUUACAUCGCUCUGGUGAACCUGCCUUCUCGCUCACAGGCGGGCAACAGCUACGAGGGCCAGUCUGCUACUGUCAGCGGUUGGGGUCUGACUGCCGAUAACGGCAACACGGCCAGCACGCUGCAGUACACGACGCUGAGCGUCAUCUCCAACUCGCUCUGCCAGCAGUACUACGGAGGCGUCAUCGUCUCCUCAACACUCUGCGCCACCGGCUCCAACCGACAGAGCACCUGCAACGGUGACAGCGGCGGCCCCAUGGUAAUCGGCUCGACGGGCAGCUUCACCCUGAUCGGCGUCGUCAGCUUCGUGUCGGACGCUGGUUGCUCGAGCGGCGACCCGUCCGGCUACGCCAGGGUCACCUCCUUCCUCGACUGGAUCUCCAGCACCGCCGGCGUCGGCAUCUCGUAA